CAGCCAGCCGCAGAGCUGGAGAGAGAAGAGACGGAGAACGCCGAAGGCCGUGCAAGACCUUCCGGCGUCUGACAUUGGCUUCGCUUGGGAAAAAACCCUUAGGACUACCCCAAAUUGGAAACUCGUUUCAGUGGAAACUGCGAUGCAGGAUGGCCCAUGGGCCUGGAUGAAGAAAACGAGCCUUUCUUCAAUUUUAGCUAUCAGGGAUUGCUUAAGAUUUUAUCCUGAUGGCUGACUCCCAACCACUCUUCUCCCUUGACUGGGACCCCGUGGCUGCAGAAGCCUUGCUCCGGGACGUGUUUGGGAUUGUUGUGGAUGAAGUCAUUUGGAAAGGGACCAGUGCCACUGAGAAGGUCUGCGAGUGGAAGGAGCCAGAGGAGCUGAAGCAGCUGCUGGAUUUGGAGCUGCAGAGCCAGGGGGAGUCACAGGAGCAAAUCCUGGAGCGGUGCCGGGCUGUGAUCCGCUACAGUGUGAAGACCUGUCACCCUCGUUUCUUCAACCAGCUCUUCUCCGGGUUGGAUCCUCAUGCUCUGGCCGGGCGCAUCGUCACUGAGAGCCUGAACACCAGCCAGUACACUUAUGAAAUCGCCCCUGUGUUUGUACUCAUGGAAGAAGAAGUGCUAAAGAAACUUCGGGUGCUGGUGGGCUGGAGCUCUGGGGAUGGGGUCUUCUGCCCUGGUGGCUCCAUCGCCAACAUGUAUGCCAUGAACCUGGCCCGCUAUCAGCGCUACCCGGAUUGCAAGCAGAAGGGCCUCCGGGCACUGCCACCCCUGGCCCUCUUUGCAACAAAGGAGUGUCACUACUCCAUCAAAAAAGGAGCUGCUUUCCUGGGACUUGGCACUGACAGUGUCCGAGUGGUCAAGGCAGAUGAGAGAGGGAAGAUGAUCCCUGAGGAUCUGGAGAGGCAGAUCUGUCUGGCCAAGGCUGAGGGUGCUGUGCCAUUUCUGGUCAGUGCCACUUCUGGCACUACUGUUCUGGGAGCUUUUGACCCCCUGGAAGCAGUUGCUGACGUGUGCCAGCGUCAUGGGCUGUGGCUGCACGUGGACGCUGCCUGGGGUGGAAGUGUCCUGCUAUCGCAGACACAUAGACAUCUCCUGGAUGGGAUCCAGAGGGCUGACUCGGUGGCCUGGAAUCCCCACAAGCUCCUCACAGCAGGCCUGCAGUGCUCAGUUCUUCUUCUCCGGGAUACCACGAAUCUGCUCAAGCGCUGCCACGGGUCCCAGGCCAGCUACCUCUUCCAGCAGGACAAAUUCUAUGAUGUGGCCCUGGACACGGGAGACAAGGUGGUGCAGUGUGGCCGCCAUGUGGACUGUCUGAAGCUGUGGCUCAUGUGGAAGGCACAGGGGGCGCAAGGGCUGGAGCGGCGAGUCGACCAGGCCUUUGCCCUUGCCCGUUACCUGGUGGAGGAAAUGAAGAAGCGGGAAGGAUUUGAAUUGGUCAUGGAGCCUGAGUUUGUCAAUGUGUGUUUCUGGUUCCUGCCCCCGAGCCUGCGGGGCAAGAAGGAGAGUCUGGAUUACAGUGAGAGGCUGGCUAAGGUGGCCCCAGUACUCAAGGAGCGCAUGGUGAAGGAGGGCUCCAUGAUGAUUGGUUACCAGCCCCAUGGGACCCGGGGCAACUUUUUCCGCAUGAUCGUGGCCAACCCUGCACUGACCCGGGCUGAUAUGGACUUCCUCCUCAAUGAGCUGGAACGGCUAGGCCAGGACCUCUGAGUUUCCGCUUUCUCAUGGUUGGCCUUGGCAGCCCCCUCACCCUCACUGGCUUCGUGUAUUCCCUCCCUGUGUUCUCAAGACCAAUCUUUUUAGAAAACAGAAUGGCUGUAACAAUGUUUAUAUCCUUUGACCCACUGACUCUCCUAUUAAGUAUUUGAUAUUAGGAGAAUGUUUAAUAAACUAUAGUAUAUCCUUAUGAUGGAAUUUUAGUCUGCCUUUAGAAUUAUGUUUAAAAAGAGAAUUUUUAUUGCUAUGAGAAAAAUAAUUUUAAUAAAAUAUGUUGAAAAAUCUGGAUAUAGUACUUUAUAUAGAGUAAUAUCUGAACUAUAUUUAAAAAUACGUAGAAAAAGAGCGAUGAAAUAUGCCAAAAU
This is a messenger RNA of Pteronotus mesoamericanus, 2080 nucleotides long. RefSeq names its product cysteine sulfinic acid decarboxylase (gene CSAD). The transcript has 16 exons. Gene Ontology annotation, molecular function: pyridoxal phosphate binding; sulfinoalanine decarboxylase activity. Bases 228 to 1709 code for a protein of 493 amino acids. Gene Ontology annotation, cellular component: cytoplasm. Lineage: Eukaryota; Metazoa; Chordata; Mammalia; Chiroptera; Mormoopidae. The record is from RefSeq and is a predicted model, not a curated record. Gene Ontology annotation, biological process: taurine biosynthetic process; carboxylic acid metabolic process.